This is a messenger RNA of Achroia grisella, 1644 nucleotides long. RefSeq names its product juvenile hormone epoxide hydrolase-like (gene Jheh-lp4). Gene Ontology annotation, molecular function: epoxide hydrolase activity. Gene Ontology annotation, biological process: epoxide metabolic process. NCBI's taxonomy places the organism in Eukaryota, Metazoa, Arthropoda, Insecta, Lepidoptera, Pyralidae. The transcript is spliced from 7 exons. The record is from RefSeq and is a predicted model, not a curated record. The coding region runs from base 82 to 1545 and encodes 487 amino acids.
CGUAAUCAACCGAUCAGUUGUAAAGCAUUAUGAUUAUUUGCUCUGUGCUAUAUUAGGUAAUAAAAAAAUACAGUAAUAAUUAUGGGUAAAAAAGAUAAAAAAGUAAUAAGUAAGAAAGAGGAAACGAAAAAGGAUGCAGUGAAAAAGAAAAACAGCGGUUUCAAUAUUUUACCAUUUAUUCUUCCCACACUGGCAUUGGUAUUAGCGUAUCCAUCUUAUCAUGUGUACCAACAUAUAGUAACAGUACCUGAGGUACCACAAUUGGACUUGGACUACUGGUGGGGGCCCAAUGAUACCAGAAGUAACCAGAACAAGGAAAUCAGGCCUUUCAGGGUAGUCUUCGGUGAUGGAAUGUUACAAGAUCUACGAAUGAGAUUCGAUUCGUAUCGAGCUGAAACAAAGAAGGUGAAGAGUCUCCAGGACGCAGCAUGGACUUACGGUGUACACUCAGAGGCUUUUGCCCAAUUCUUUUCCAAUUGGAUCUUUCAGUACAAACCUGAAGAACGAGUAGGGUUUCUGAAUCAGUUUAAUCACUUUAAAACUAAUAUACAAGGCCUAGAUAUUCAUUUUCUACACGUGAAGCCGAAGGUCAAGGAAGGCGUGAAGGUUUAUCCGCUGUUACUUUUACAUGGUUGGCCUAGCUCUGUACGGGAGUUCUAUGAGGCUAUCCCAUUAUUGACCAACAUUAGAGAAGGAUACGAUUUCGUUUUUGAAGUUAUUGUGCCCAGUUUACCUGGAUUUGUUUAUUCACAAGCACCAGUCAGGCCAGGUUUGAGUCCAACACAAAUUUCUAUAGUAAUGAGGAAUCUAAUGAAACGGCUUGGUUUUACGAAAUACUACAUACAAGGUGGAGAUUUUGGUCAUAGUAUUGGUUCAGGAAUAGCUACGCUGUUUCCAAAUGAAGUUCUUGGAUACCACACCAAUUUGCCAGCCCACUUUGAUAAUAAGGCGUAUGUGGCUUGGGCUUUGGGAGCUGUUUGGAAAAAAAUUGUGGAAAAUGUCCAAUGCCCAUUGAAAGAUGGAGUUGAAUUCUUCUUAGAAGAAUUUGGUUAUUUACAUUUGCAGUCGACCAAACCUGAUACCAUUGGUAUAGCAUUGCAGGAUUCUCCGCCUGGUCUUGCAGCGUAUAUAAUCGACAGGGUGAUGAUAUUUACCGAUGCUAAUAACAAAAACGUAGAGGACGGUGGUCUAUCAAAGUACUACGACCAUACCAAAUUGUUAGAUAACAUCAUGCUGUAUUGGGCGUCUGGUUGUAUCACCACUUCAAUAAGGUUGUACAAGGAGAGUGUUGCCAAUGUUGAGUUUGAACAAACUGUGACUAAGAUACCUACAAUAGUGCCAACAUGGAUUCUUCGGCUUAAAAAUGAGUUAGUGUCCCAUCCAGAAUUCAUCCUCAAGUGGAAAUAUACCAAUCUUAUUGGCUCCACCACUCUGGACUACGGUGGACAUUUUGCGGCUUUAGAAUUGCCCGAAGAUUAUGCGGCUGAUGUAUUCAAAGCCGUGAAGAGUUUUGUGCAAUUUAAAAAUAAACAAAAUGCGUUAUAAAUGAGGAGAGAUUGUUUUUAGUAGUUUUAUUUUGAAGCCAUUAGCGGGAAGUAUAAAACAGUUGUAUUAAUUCGAAGGCAAUUAGAAGUGUUGUAUUGA